Misgurnus anguillicaudatus (oriental weatherfish) is the source of this 2341-nucleotide messenger RNA. RefSeq names its product probable ATP-dependent RNA helicase DDX41. The record is from RefSeq and is a predicted model, not a curated record. Lineage: Eukaryota; Metazoa; Chordata; Actinopteri; Cypriniformes; Cobitidae. Gene Ontology annotation, biological process: mRNA splicing, via spliceosome. Gene Ontology annotation, molecular function: zinc ion binding; RNA helicase activity; ATP binding.
CUACGUAAUCUGUACGUCACUCUUCCGUUGUUCACAGUAGCAGCGUCGCAUGCUAGCUAGUAUAAACAAUGCUGGGUUUAAAUUAAUGUAACGGCUAUUUGUAACGUUAUUUUUUUACUAAUCAUUAUCUCUAAAUUAUAAUCCUAGAAGUAUUUAAUUGACUCGACCACCAUGGACGCAGAAAACCGAUCCAGAAAGAGAAGCAACAGUGAGGAGAGGUCUGGAUCCGAGGGGUCAGAGGAUGAUGACUAUGUACCGUAUGUUCCUGUUAAGAUCAGAAAACAGCAGAUGUUUCAGAAGAUGAUGCGACUGCGAGGAAAAGGGCUCACGGAGGAGGAACAGAAAGACAGUGGAGGAGAGCAGAAAGAUGAGGAUGAAGGUCUUGGUCCACGAUCCAAUGUCAGUCUACUGGACCAGCACCAACACCUCAAGGAAAAAGCUGAAGCUCGUAAGGAGUCAGCUAAAGAGAAACAGUUAAAAGAGGAAGAAAAGAUUCUGGAGAGCGUGGCUGAAGGCAGAGCUUUGAUGUCCGUAAAGGAAAUGGCCAAAGGUAUCACAUACGAAGACCCGAUUAAAACAUACUGGAAACCACCGCGUUACAUUCUCGGCAUGCCACCGGCGCGCCACGAGCGAGUCCGGAAAAAGUACCAUAUUCUCGUGGAGGGUGAAGGCAUUCCAGCUCCCAUUAAGAGCUUCAGAGAGAUGAAGUUUCCUCAGGCCAUUCUGAAAGGUUUGAAGAAGAAAGGAAUCCUUCACCCGACACCCAUUCAGAUUCAGGGGAUACCGACGAUUCUCUCUGGACGAGACAUGAUCGGUAUCGCCUUCACCGGCUCAGGAAAGACCCUCGUGUUCACUUUGCCCAUCAUCAUGUUCUGUCUGGAGCAGGAGAAAAGAUUGCCUUUCUGUAAGAGAGAGGGACCCUACGGCCUCAUCAUCUGCCCUUCUAGGGAGCUGGCGAGACAGACUCAUACUAUAAUUGAGUACUACUGUAAAUUGCUGGAAGAUGAGGGGGCUCCACAGUUGCGGUGUGCUUUGUGUAUUGGGGGAAUGUCAGUCAAAGAGCAGAUGGAGGUGGUGAAACACGGGGUGCAUAUGAUGGUGGCCACUCCAGGCAGACUGAUGGAUCUGUUGAACAAGAAAAUGGUGAGUCUGGACAUCUGCCGUUAUUUGGCUCUCGAUGAGGCUGACAGGAUGAUUGAUAUGGGUUUUGAGGAAGACAUCAGGACCAUCUUCUCUUACUUCAAGGGUCAAAGACAAACGCUGCUGUUCAGUGCCACUAUGCCCAAGAAGAUCCAGAACUUUGCCAAGAGUGCUUUAGUUAAGCCCAUCACUAUUAAUGUUGGCAGAGCAGGAGCUGCAAGCUUGGACGUCAUCCAGGAAGUGGAGUAUGUCAAAGAAGAGGCCAAAAUGGUUUAUCUGCUGGAGUGUCUGCAGAAGACCACACCUCCAGUGUUAAUAUUUGCUGAGAAGAAAGCAGAUGUGGACGCAAUACAUGAGUAUCUGCUGCUUAAAGGUGUGGAGGCCGUGGCUAUACAUGGAGGAAAAGACCAGGAAGAGCGAACCAAAGCCAUCGAGGCAUUUAAAGGGGGAAAGAAGGAUGUUUUGGUAGCUACUGAUGUUGCUUCGAAGGGUCUGGAUUUCCCAGCUAUCCAACACGUGGUCAAUUACGACAUGCCAGAGGAGAUCGAGAACUAUGUUCACAGAAUUGGAAGAACAGGUCGAUCAGGAAAGACUGGAAUAGCCACAACAUUUAUCAACAAAGGAUGUGAUGAGUCGGUGCUGAUGGAUCUCAAAGCUUUGUUGGUGGAAGCCAAGCAGAAAGUUCCUCCUGUACUGCAGGUCCUCCAGACGGGUGAUGAGACGAUGUUGGAUAUUGGAGGAGAGAGAGGCUGUACAUUUUGUGGCGGUUUGGGUCACAGGAUCACAGAUUGUCCCAAGUUGGAGGCCAUGCAGACGAAACAGGUCACCAAUAUUGGCCGCAAAGACUACUUGGCCAACAGCUCGAUGGACUUCUAAUGCUGUCUACAUACCUGCCCGAAUCCACUGUCAUUUUAUUUUAUUCAAAAUGUAUUUUAAUGUGAAAAGUGUACAGUGUUAUUUUUUUCAUUGAUUUCAGUGAAAUUGUCUUGGGGAGUGACAUAUGCUGCCUGUAUGUUUCAAAAUACUGCUUAAAAUAAUGCAGGUCAAACAUUUAUAUAUAUAUUAAAUGCAAAGUUUGUAACAGGUGAUAAUUCCUACCGAUGCGCUUUGUUUGACAUUUUCUUCUGAAUCACACCCAUGCGUUUUUUGAUAACUUGUUUGCUUCACAUCCAGUGUAAAUAAAUGUGAAGGUGAACUACAA